AUGCUGGCGGCCGAGAAGCUACGUGAGUUGCGCGUGCUUAUGAGCCGCACGAAUGUGCGUCUGCUGCCGCUUCGCCAUCUCCUGGGCAAGACAGAGAAGGGUACAGCGGCUGAGCUCACGGGUCGGCCGCUGCAAGCUUUCCUAGUGGACACGGCGGACGCGCAUCAGAGCGAAUAUGUGGGAGAUGCGCAUAAACGCCGCGAAUUCCUCACGGGCUUUACGGGUUCCAAUGGCACAGCGCUAGUGACACCGGACCAAGCGCUUAUGUGGACGGAUGGUCGCUACUUCUUGCAAGCGGAGCAGGAGCUGAGCGAGGACUGGACGCUCAUGAAGAGCGAAGAAGCGGGUGUGCCGUCCAUUGAGCAGUGGACUAAAACGAAUCUGCCAGACGACAGCUGUCUGGCCAUCGAUCCGUACUUGACGUCUGUAUUGGCUGCACGAAACUUCGCUAAAGUAUUGAAGGAGACGAAGAUCGAGUUGGUGGCUCUGCAUGAGACCGAGAACCUCGUGGAUCUCGUGUGGAAAGACCGUCCGGCUGUGUCUCCUUCGCAAGUCACGUUCCUGUCGGGUGAGUAUACUGGUCGCUCUAUUGCAGACAAGCUCAAGAGUCUGAGAGACGCAGUGAAGGGCAAGGGCGCAGACGCCAUCAUACUCACCGCACUGGACGACAUCGCGUGGCUCUUUAACAUCCGCGGCAACGACGUCGAGUUCAACCCCGUCGUCACGUCGUACGCGGUUGUGACGCCAGACACUGCGACGUUGUUCUUGGACGCAGCCAAUCAGCACGAAGUGACGCAGCACUUGCGCUCCAGCGGCGUGGAAUGCAAACCCUACUCGAGUGUGUUGAGCGAGGUCUCGGCUUUAGCUGCAGCGAACAAGGACACGAAGAUUCUGGUGGACCCGGCGCAAUGCAACGUUGCAGUGUUUCUAGCCAUCCCCGCUGCGAACCGCAAGGAAGACACGUCCGUGGUUAUGGCACAAAAGGCUAUUAAGAGUGCUGUGGAGAUCGAAGGCAUGCGUCAAGCACACUUGCGUGACGGUGCUGCGCUAGUCAAGUACUUCAGUUGGCUCGAAAAGGAGAUGGCUGCUAGUCAUGAAGAGCAAUGGGAUGAAGUUCUCGUGGCUGAUAAACAGGAACAAUUCCGCAAAGAAGCGAAGCACUACGUGUCACUGAGCUUCGAUACUAUCUCGUCCGUUGGUGCCAAUGGAUCGAUCAUCCACUACUCGCCGAAACGUGGAGAUUGCGCCAAAAUGUCGACGUCUGCCAUGUACCUGAACGACUCUGGAGCGCAGUACUUGGACGGCACGACAGACGUGACCCGGACGCUGCACUUUGGACAGCCGACAGAGUAUGAAAAAGCCUGCUUUACUUACGUGUUGAAGGGACAUAUCGCGCUCGCGAGCACAGUUUUUCCGGACAAGAUGGACGGUGUCAAACUCGACGCCAUCACACGCGCGCCGCUGUGGAAAGCUGGUCUGGACUACCGUCACGGAACGGGCCAUGGCGUCGGUGCGUUCCUCAAUGUGCACGAAAAGGGGGUGUUGAUGUCGUUCCGCUUGAACCCGAACGGUCUGAAGAUCCAAGAUGGUAUGGCCCUCAGUAAUGAGCCUGGAUACUAUGAAGACGGCAAGUUCGGUAUUCGUAUCGAGAGCGUCAUGGUGGUCAGGAAGGCGCCGCAUAUCAAGAGUCCACUUAACCGCGAUUUUUGCAAAUUCGAGACGCUCACCAUGGCUCCAAUCCAGCAGAAACUCAUCGACGCGAGUUUACUCACCCCCGAGGAGAUCAAGUGGCUUAAUGCGUACCACAAGGAUGUCCACGACAGACUGCAACCACUGCUGCAGGACGAUCCGGAUACCUACGCGUACCUCGUCCGUGAAACGAAACCUCUGUAG
Messenger RNA from Phytophthora infestans T30-4, 1893 nucleotides. RefSeq names its product xaa-Pro aminopeptidase, putative. Lineage: Eukaryota; Oomycota; Peronosporomycetes; Peronosporales; Peronosporaceae. Gene Ontology annotation, molecular function: metalloaminopeptidase activity. Bases 1 to 1893 code for a protein of 630 amino acids. The transcript is spliced from 4 exons. The record is from RefSeq and is a predicted model, not a curated record.